This is a messenger RNA of Oenanthe melanoleuca, 3432 nucleotides long. It is a transcript of the gene RHPN1, whose product is annotated as rhophilin Rho GTPase binding protein 1. NCBI's taxonomy places the organism in Eukaryota, Metazoa, Chordata, Aves, Passeriformes, Muscicapidae. The record is from RefSeq and is a predicted model, not a curated record. Gene Ontology annotation, biological process: negative regulation of stress fiber assembly; signal transduction. Bases 783 to 2810 code for a protein of 675 amino acids. Gene Ontology annotation, molecular function: protein binding. The transcript has 16 exons.
GCCGCGGUGGCGGCGGGGCCUGAGGGGCGCCGGGGGUGAGCGGGGCACGGCAGGGCCGGAGGGUCCGGGGCUCCCCGGGCUGGGAUCGGAAUAGGAACGGGGGCUGGGGCUGUAGGGCAGCGGGGUUUGCUCUGGAGCGAAGUUUGGGGCGUCCCCUUAGCUGGAGUGUCUCUAGGAGGGGGAUUUGGGGGUGUUGGAGCUGUGAGGGGAGGGUUUAACCCCACCCCCCCCCCCCUCCCUGUACGAGGUGGGGUUUAAAUCCCUGUAGUUCUAAAAAGGUUUAAACUUUUCCUCGCCCCCUAUUUAGGAUAGUUCUGAAAGGGAGUUUGGAGGGGUUCCCUCCCUGUAAAGGAGUUUUUAUGGGGUUUAAACCCCCCCCCCCAUCCCAUUUAGAGUAACCCUUGUGAGUUUGUAAGGGUUUAAACCCGUAUUUAGUUCAGGGGACUUUGGGGGUUUAAACUCCUUUUUUCCCUUAUUUCAAGUAGCUCUUCCAAGCGGGGUUUGGGGGGUUUAACCAUCCCCCGUUUAGGGUCUGGUGGGAUUUAACAUCCCUUUUCCUGGCAUAACCCUACAAGGAGGAUCUGUGAGUAUUACCUAAAUUAUUUCAGUUGAGGGGGAAGCUGUGGGCUCGCAUCUGGCCAGAUGUUGAUACAGCAGAGCAGGGUUUAGGGGGGGUUUAAACCCCCUUUUAGGACAAGCCUGGCACCCGGAUUAAAGGAGGGGUGACCCAAGAGCAGCUCCAGCCCCCGUCGGCAGCCGGUGGAUGCGCAGCCCCGCAGGAGAUGAUGCCCCCCGAGGAGGAGAGCCCGGACGGGGACGGGGACAGCGACCUCGCCCUCCCGCACGGCCCCAGGAGCGGCAGCGCCCGCAAGCAGGGCUGUGACCCCUUUGCCCAGACCCAGCGCAGCAAACUGCAGCACCGCCGGGCCCGGAUCAACCAGCAGAUCAACAAGGAGAUGAGGAUGAGAGCAGGAGCUGAAAACCUCUUCAGGGCCACCAGCAACCACAAGGUGAAGGAAACAGUGGCUCUGGAGCUGAGCUAUGUCAACUCCAACCUUCAGCUCCUCAAGGAAGAGCUGGAAGAGCUCAACAGCAGCAUGGAUGUGUAUCAGAAUGACAGUGAAUCCAUCAGCGUUCCCAUGAUCCCUCUGGGACUCAAGGAGACCAAGGAGCUGGAUUUGCUGGUACCACUCAAGGAUUUCAUCAGUGACCACUAUGGAGAGGAGGGUGUCCUGUUUGAAAAGGAAAUCAAGGAAUUCAUGGAGCUACGACAGGCCAUGCGCACCCCGAGCCGCAACGAGGCCGGCCUGGAGCUGCUGAUGGAAUAUUACAACCAGCUCUACUUCCUCGACAGCCGCUUCUUCCCUCCCACCAGAACCCUGGGUGUCUUCUUCCACUGGUAUGACUCCCUGACAGGGGUCCCAUCCCACCAGAGGGCUCUGGCCUUCGAGAAGGGAAGUGUGCUCUUCAACCUGGGAGCGCUGCACACCCAGAUCGGAGCGCGGCAGGACCGCGCCUCCCUGCCCGGCCUCAGCCAGGCCAUCGAUGCCUUCCAGAAGGCAGCUGGUGCCUUUAACUACUUGAAGGAAAACUUCUCCAACGCUCCCAGCCUGGACAUGAGUGCAGCCUCCCUGACUAUGCUGGUGAGGCUGAUGGUGGCCCAGGUCCAGGAGUGUGUCUUUGAGAAGAUGACCUUGCUGCGUGCCCAGAAUGACUUCCUGGCCCGCCUGCAGCUGGCUCAGGAGGCAGCAAGGGUGGAAGAUGUUUAUUCCCUGGUGCACCAGACCAUGAGCCAGCCCCAUGUCAAGGAUUAUGUUCCCUUCUCCUGGACCACCAUGGUCCAAGUCAAGUCAGAGCAUUUCAAAGCCCUCUCCCAUUAUUUUGCUGCCAUUGCCCUCUGUGACUGCCCAGCUCCCUCAGAUGCUGAGCUGCUGGAGCAGGAGAAGGCUUUCCUGCAGUUCCAUGUCACCAUGCCAGAGGGGCCAUCACUUCCUGUCCUGCUGCAGGAUCCUGAGGAGAGGAGGAAGCUGGGCAAAGCCCACCUCAGAAAAGCCAUCAUGAGGCACGAGGAGGCCAUGAGGAUCCACGGCUUGUGCAAGAUCCUGAGGAAGAUGGACAUCCUGCAGGAGGUCCUGUCCUUCGCCCACAAACGCUCCCUCAGCAAAUACUCCGAGAUCGACCACGAGGAGGAUUUCUUUGAGACGGGAGAGGCUCCGGACAUCCAUCCCAAAACGCACCAGAAACCAGAAAUCAAAUCUCCCAACUUCUCCCAGGUGAAGGUGACUGACCUCUUCCACAGGCUGGGCCCCCUUUCCGUGUUCUCAGCCAAGAACAAGUGGUACCCAGCUCGGAGAGUCCACCUGAUGAGAGGAGAGAAUGGCUUUGGGUUCACCCUGCGAGGAGACUCCCCUGUCCUCAUUGCUGGGGUCAUCCCAGGGGGCUGUGCUGCUGAAGCUGGGCUGAAGGAGGGGGACUACAUCAUCUCAGUGAAUGGCAAGGACUGCAAGUGGUCCAAGCAUGCUGAGGUUGUCCAGCUGCUGAAGAGCACCGGGAAGGAGGGGGUGGACAUUGGAGUCAUCACCCUGCAGGGCUCAGAAUGCCCCAAAGCUCAGAUGGACAGGAAGGCAGCAGUGAUGUCCUCAGGAUCUGGGAUGCUGAAGAGCAACAAGGAGAACAGCAGGAAGAGCCUGAUGAACAGCAAGAGCGCCAGCACGCUGCUGGUGUGGGGCAAGAAGAGCAAGAGGAGCAAGAAGAGCACCUACAGUGGUGUCCCCUUCAGCAGUGUGGGGGACAAUGAGGCCAUGUACUGACCCUGCUCCCUGCAGCUCCAGGACUGGCUGCCUGGGGAGCCCCCAAGCCUGGCUGGGCUGGGAGGGCUCCCAGAGCCGGGAAUGCGCCGCUGGUCGGAUCCGCGCCGAGAGCUCUCCUGUGCCAGGUUUUGGAAGCCACCCACAGUGAAGUUGUUGUGCUGCUGAAGAUCCUUUUCCCACCCACGUUCAGUGGAUGGGGAAACUCGUGACUCUGGAGCCAGCAUUGCCUCCCCCUCUGCUGACGUGUGCUCAGAUGGGAUCUGUGCUCCAGCAGCAAGAGCCUGCUGCUCCUUCCCUCUUCCCUGAAAUCCACGGAGCUGCAUCUUUCCAGAGAGGUCCUGUAUAGUAAAACAUGGUCCAAACCACAAAAAAGGGGUAAAAAGAGCUUUACCAAGGAAUUGAGGUCUCUCUGUCCAUGCAGAGAGGAGCUCCAGGGGAAUCAGCAAACAAGGAAUGUUUGGAUAUCCUGGGCUGGGACCAGUUCAUGCAGCUCUUGUGAGCAGAGAGGAGGUGGAAAGAGGAUUUUGGGGCUUUUUUAAAAUCACUGAUGAUUUCCAGGGCCUGAAAACCCCAUCCUGGAGAGCCCAGUAAAACCACAGAGAUUCACCCAAAUUUCCUGAUU